AUGCCGUCACAAGUCUGUAUGUAUCCUUGGGGUCAAUUCGCGGCCACAAAGCUGACGCAAGGCAGUUACAAAUUCUCUGUGACGCUCGCAAAUCCGGCAAGAAGAGACGUAUCAGCAAAGGCGGCCAGCAUUACACUAGGCUUCGACGUAAACUACGAUAUUCGGCAUGCGGCGCAGAAGUUUGGGUUAUCGGAGGAUUGCGAUUUGGCACAGCGCUUGGGCAAGGCUAACAUGAAACGUCGCCAGAUGCUUGCUUACCACAGGCAACACGACAGCAAGAUUUCGAAGCAUGCGCAUGCUUUUUUCGAUGAGCACGUCGCCCAGGAUACGAAUAAUAUACUGGACGCUACUUUUUACCAACACUCCCCUGCUGUCAAUAUUGCUGUUAGUGUCCCUGGUGUGAAGAGCACCAAGUCCACUGAGUGGACACAGGACACCACUGUUUCCACAGUUCUUAACCACGACAUUCUUGAAACUGCUUCAGAUACAGAACGAACAGUCUUCUCGGACACCGGCUCAACCGCCGAUCACACAGUUCCUCAGUCCAGAAUCCCCUUGCCCCCUUUAUCGGACACAGUUGUCGAACAAACUCCAUUCAUUUGCCCUAUAUGCUGCCAAUGGAUCGUGCUGAAGAACCUCACCAGAGACUGGGAACUUCAUGUAUACAGUGACUUACAACCGUAUAUAUGCAUGUUUGGAGAUUGCGUCCAGAGCGAUCAACUCUAUGGCAGCUAUAGGGAAUGGAGCGAGCAUGAGCGCCAAUUCCACCGCCUUGAAUGGCUGUGCGUGUUUUGUUCUAAGCCAUACGAUUCUAAAAACGGGUUAUCGAUGCACAUUCAGCGCGAGCACGCGGACGUCAUUCCAGAAAGUCAGUUACAGCUUCUUACAGACGUUUCGAAACGGCCAUCAAGCAGAGCUCAUCAAUGUCCCUUGUGUACCAAGCCUCCCAUAUCUGACCCCGAAACAUUCCAGUUUCAUCUAGCCCGUCAUCUGCAACAGUUGGCUUUGUUCAUUUUGACUCCUUACGAUACCGACGUCCUGUCCGGCUCUGACAAUCAGUCGUUCCAAGACGCAUCGGAUAGAAGGGAAAGAUCCGACAAGGUGGAUGAGCAAGAUUGGCUGGAUGGACUGGAUGACAUGGAUAAGUUGAAGAGGCUCGAUGAGACGGAUGAUAUGAGUGAGACGAAUGAGACGUAUGAUAUGGAUGAGAUGAGUGAGAUGGAUGAUAUGAAUGAGACGAAUGAGACGGAAGGGCCUGGUGAGCUGAGUGAAUCGGAUGACCCAAAGAGCACCGCCAGCACGGCACUCGCACGCUUCAAGGAGGGGCUCCACAAACACAGUGUACAAUCAUCGGCUGUUCAUGCGAAGUUCAUCCCUAUAGCCCAUGUUCACCAUCUAGUGAGAAAGCACUUGCUAGCUAUCCUUCGUGAGGAGUCGAUAGUUCAGGCCGAGAGCACCUCUCGGUUCGGCAGGAUAAUCGAGAAGGAGGCACCAAAGGUCUUCACGAUUUUAGCGCAGGUGAAUCGUGAACGGUGGAUAAUUGAAUUUUUGAAUGAGGGGAUACGGGACAGCAAUUUACCCUUCAUGCCGGCCUCAACCUCCAGCAGCAUGCCUCUAGCCCUUGUCACCAGGCAAGGCGAACCGAUCCGAGCAUUGGAAACCUGGGACAACAAAACGAUCAGAAAGUUGUGUAGGAAGCAGUAUUGCGUGCUGAGUCCUGUCUUUAGCAGGGGAAAACACUACAACCUGAACAACUUACACAUCCUUCCCUUCAUGAAGAAGGAGACCGAGGAAGCUCGAGCGCAUCAGGCACGGGCCGCAGGGGGGUAUGGAGAAGUGUACCGAGAGUACAUCCAUCCGAACCAUCAUACCUUCGAAACCUCUUCGCCGAACAAUGAACUGGUUGUUGCUGUCAAGCCCUUAUCCAGGGAUCAGGACUUUGAGCUCGAGAGCAAGGUUUAUCGCGACUUGGAUCCACCUGGCCAUCCCAACUUGGUUCAACUCUUGUUCACUUUCCGCAUGGAGGACAAGUACUCUUGCGUCUUUCCGUGGGCCGACGGAAGCUUGAGGGAUUAUUGGGAGCGAUAUCCAAGUCCAGAGCACAAUUCUGACGUUAUCAUCUGGUCCCUGACACAGAUGGCGGGAAUUGCGAAUGGGCUGGCCGUUUUACAUAAUGUCAUGGAUCCAGCGCCAGGGAAGUCUCGCUACGGUCAUGGAGACAUAAAGGCACAGAAUAUCCUCUGGUUCCGUGAUCCAAAGGUGCUGAAGAUAUCCGGCUUAGGGCUAGUUAGUGUGCGCGGCAGAGACUCUCCCAUCCACCUCAGCACAGUCGUUGAAUCGCCCACAUACUCACCCCCAGACAAGCAAAGAGGGCAUAUCGUCGGGGCCAAGUCGGAUAUUUGGAUGCUUGGAUGCUUGUACCUCGAGUUUGUCACCUACCUUGUUCUCGGAAACCCAGCUAUUCAGUUCUUCUCUGAACAGCGACAAGAACCGGACUCCGAAAUCCCCGAGUUAUCAAGUGACAGGUUCUAUUCGGCGGACUACGAGAGCGUCAAGCCGUCCGUUACCCUUUGGGUCAAGUACCUGAAGCAACAAGCGCGCUGCUCCAGCCUCAUACACGACAUCUUGGACCUCGUGAUGAACGAGAUGAUUCUCAUCCACCCUGGUUCCAGAAGCACGUCGGCGGAGAUCUCCGCGACCUUGGACGGCUUACUUCAACGCGCCAAGGAGGACGACAAAUACCUUCUGGAGAGGAAAGUUGGCGUUCAAAAUGCACCGGUCGGUCUAGCUACUCGUCCAGCAAAGUCACUGCGGUCACGGCACCAAUGA
Aspergillus mulundensis is the source of this 2829-nucleotide messenger RNA. RefSeq lists its product as uncharacterized. The record is from RefSeq and is a predicted model, not a curated record. NCBI's taxonomy places the organism in Eukaryota, Fungi, Ascomycota, Eurotiomycetes, Eurotiales, Aspergillaceae. The transcript has 2 exons. Bases 1 to 2829 code for a protein of 942 amino acids. Gene Ontology annotation, molecular function: ATP binding; protein serine/threonine kinase activity. Gene Ontology annotation, biological process: peptidyl-threonine phosphorylation; peptidyl-serine phosphorylation.